AUGGAGCCUGAGUCCAGGCGAGCCCUGUGCCACGUGGCCCUGGCCAGCUGCCUGUGUGCGGCCGCCGUCCACAUGGGUGUCUUUGCAGGCGUCGUGGUGCAAGUGGGCCACGAGCACUACGCAGAAGUGCCGGUAGCCAGCCUCCCUGCCUUCCUAAGCAUGCCGUGCAACUCACUUGUGAACUUGGCCUACGUGUGCUUGGGCCUGCACUGGCUGCGGAGAGAUGCCAGCAGCCCGGCGGCUCGCUACCUAAAGGACGCCUUCGCCGCCAUGGCCCUGGUCUACGGCCCUGUGCAGUGGCUGCGGAUUGGGACGCAGGCACACCCUGCCGCGGUCCUGGACCAGUGGUUCACCUUGCCCAUCUUCGCAUGGCCGGUGGCCUGGUGCCUCUCCCUGGACAGCGGCUGGAAGCCCUGGCGGUUGCUGGCUGUUGAGUUUGUCUCCCUGUUCAGUUACAGCCUUGCCCUGCUGCACCCCCAAGGCUUCGAAGUCGCACUGGGGGCUCACAUCGUGGCUGCCGUGGGCCAGGCCCUGCGCACCCAGGGGCGCCACGGCAAUACCUCGACGGCUGCCUGGUUGGCCCUGGGUGUGCUCUCCUGCCUGGGCUUCGUGGUGUUCAAGCUGUGGGACCGUGAGCUCGCACAGUGCCGCCUCUUCCAGCGCCUCACCGGUCACUUCUGGUCCAAGCUCUGCGAUGUGCUGCAGUUCCACUUUGCAUUUUUGUUUCUCACAAGUGUAAGCCAUGGCCAGAGCCUCCGGCCGGAGGGGAAGCCAACGGCCCGUCAGCGCUGACGACUUGCAAGUCGCGGGCUUCGGGUGCCAGGCGUGCCGCGUGACGAUCUACGCAACCUCCUUCCAAGACAAAGCAAAGACCUCGGCACAGGAACACGGUGUAACUGGAAACACUCAAAAAUAAAAUAUCAGGGCAUGAAUGACCCCCCCGAAA
This is a messenger RNA of Oryctolagus cuniculus (rabbit), 946 nucleotides long. The record is from RefSeq and is a predicted model, not a curated record. Lineage: Eukaryota; Metazoa; Chordata; Mammalia; Lagomorpha; Leporidae.